This is a messenger RNA of Felis catus (domestic cat), 5680 nucleotides long. RefSeq names its product coiled-coil domain containing 152 (gene CCDC152). The transcript has 8 exons. The record is from RefSeq and is a predicted model, not a curated record. Lineage: Eukaryota; Metazoa; Chordata; Mammalia; Carnivora; Felidae. The coding region runs from base 2291 to 2965 and encodes 224 amino acids.
GGGCGGGCCUAUUGUUGGGGGAACUUGCUUCCGGGGAGGGGACAGCAGUGCGGGGCGGACCAGCACCCGGAAGUGGUGACGCGGGAGACUGUGGGGAACUGUGAGCGGCGUCAGGUACGCUCCAGGCUUUUUGUCCCCGGGUUCGAAAUUCCCACUUUGGCCUUGGAAAUUCUUUUCUUCAUACCUCCUCACGUCUCCUAAGCCAUCCACUCCCGUCAGGCCUGGUGCGGCGAGUCCUGCAGUAGAGUUGGGUCCCUCUGGUCCCCGGCGCGCGGGGGGAGGGGGAGGGAGCGGGAGCCCCGGGCCUCGGGACCAAGCGUGCGUUCACCGAGAGCAGCAGGGAGGGGAGAGGAGGAGCCCCACCCCCACCCCCAGUCUGUCUUCGGGCCCCGCACGGGCCCCGCCGAACCCGGGAGGGGGAGGGACGGAGCUGAGGCCCAGAUGCUGGUUGGCAUAAGAGCCAUGGAGUAAAGGGCGCUGUCACCCACCUGAGGGGGGUGGUUGCUGCUGGGCCGGAAGGUCACAAGUCAGUCCCUGCUUCUCACCGAUGAACUUGACCGGCACUGAAUCACCAGCUUGUUUCGUAGCUUCACGGGCAAGAAGGCCACAGCCACUGAAGAGAUGUUGAUGGAGGAAAUUGGGGGGUACCGUGAAGACACCUAGAAAUGGAUUGGAUGGCUUUUCAGCCUGUGUGACAAACUCCUGCACCGGGCGGAACGGCAUGCGAUAACAGCCAGUGGAAUAUUAGCGAUGGUUUUAAAAAGAAAAACACUCCCAGAGUCUCAUUAGAACAGAGGCGUUUGGGAGGAAAAUCAAGCUGAAAUUAAAAUGAAUUUAAUUCAAGAGCUGGGGUCUGAGAACUGUAGUAAAACCUUUUUAUUUAAAAUGUUAGGAACUAAAAAGAAAAAUGUUGGGGGGGGGGACGGGGGAAAGUUUUGCAUUAACUACCUCAGAUGAUCCUAUAGUUCUAUUAAAGAGUAACAGUUAUCAAAUACUGAUGAUUGUUAAGCUUUACCCCAAAAAAGAAUUUUGCUGUAUUUAUUAUGGGGUGCUAAUUACAAUUAUUUUCCUGCCUUAAAGAUCAAGUUAUAAUUUUUAAAGGGAUUUUUAUAUAGUUUUACUUGAAUAAUAAUUCAGUAAGCUGAAAAUGCACAGCUAAAAUUCUUUCAUUUAAAAACCACUAAUAGUUGUCAGAUGUCAUAUAUUUGAUUUAACGUCCAAUCAAAAAGAGGAAGGAAACGAGAUUUGUGAAGUAACAAAUUGUCAAAGCAAUGUCUGUUGUGUUGUACUUCAUUUGAAACAAUAAUAUGACCCGUAAAAUUACUUUAGGAAUUUUAUUUACCUUUUACUUUGGACUAGUUUCCAUUACCACUUUCACACACCAGGCAUUGGCAUAUGCUCUUUCCUUAAUCCAGAAUGCCUAAACUUCAAAUUUGUAUUUUCUCCUUGCACUUUGCUUGUGAAAAGUCUAAAGUGUCUCAUAUUUUUAGAUUGUAUUAAUCCUAAUUCUUCUAAACACUCUCCCAUCCCCAAGUGUAAAUGCUAGCCAUUUUGUGAAAGUCCAUUUCUUCAUUCUAACUGGAUGAGUUUACCUCUGGAAUAAUGUAGAAUUUCUUAUGAUUGGUUCCAUAGGACUAAAACUAAAACUCAUUCUUUGCAGUUAGCUGGUUAUACCCAAAGGAAUUUGAGGGGCAGGGGGACACAAUUCAGUCCAUGGCAAUAAGCACACUACCAGGAAAUACAGCAAAAAAUACUCGUGGCAUGAUAGUUAUGAAAUAUUUUAAACACCGUACAUUGAGAAUACCUAUAUUUAAAAGUCACACAUCAGAUUUAGCAGUACACCAGAUUUUGAGUCCUGUCAUACUGAUGGCAAGAAGAUGAGUUGAACAAUGGAAUAGUUUUUUUGUGUAACAGGGACAAAUAAUUUCUACAUAUGCACAUAACAUUGCACUAAUUUUAGAUUUGUUUAGAGAAAACUUGGGUGGCAUGCAGAAGAAUGGAGAAGCCUUAAUGCUUUUGACUAUUAAUAAUGUGUAUAGCAAAACUUUUCCACGUGCUGUGGAGCUCAAGUAGGUGCUGUAUGCGUAGAGUAUAGAAACGUUAGUAUUUGACUUAUUGUCACUAUUGUACAGCUUUUGUUUACUUCUUCAUCUAUUUUUUAACCCUAUUUACUCUUCACUAGUUUAGACAUGAGUCAAAGCAGCGAAGGAUGUAUGAAAAAGAUUAGCGGUGUGAAUCUUGACAAGCUUAUAAGUGAUUUCUCACAGAUAGAAAAGUUGCCUAAAAACAGAUGUACUUGAAGUUCCUCUCCCCAAAUAUAGACAAAUUACAUGAUAGACCAAACCCACAAGUAUAUAUUAGGUUUUUUCCCCCUUGUCUGCCUUCGAGAGGAAUAAGAAUAGUUGUUGAGAAGAUAAAGAAAAUGAUAGAAACCAGUGGAAAGAAUAAUAUACUGGAUAUGCAGUUGGAAAAAACUAACUAUUUGUUAAAAGUAACGCAAACAAAGGAGGUUUCAAUUAAAAAAGAAUGUUCUGCUCUUCAUAAUAUGAUAAAAGGGCUACAGCAGACCAUUGAACAUCAACAUAAUUUGAAAGGUGAAAAUGAACAACUAAAAAGAAAUGCUGAUCUUAUGAGAGAAAAGCUGAAGUCUCAUGAACAAGAAUAUAAGAAUAAUAUUGCCAAACUUAUGAGUGAAAUGAAAAUCAAAGAGGAGGGACAUAAAAUAGAAAUAAGGAAACUUUAUCAGAAUAUGCAGGAAAAAAUUGAGUCAAAUGAAGAAAAGCAUAAAGAACUGAUAGAGAAAAAGGAGGUGGAAAUUUCAGAGUUAAAUGCAAAGUUAAAAACUCAAGAAAAGGAAAAACAAAGUGAAAUAAUCAAAUUACAGCUCGAGCAGAAAUUGUGGAACCCUGGAAAACCAAUAGAAAUUCCUUCAACUUUUAUUAAAAAGAGGCAGGUUGCUCCCUAAUAAAUGUGUGGACAAUACAUAUCAGAAGGGCAGAUAAACUAGAUGUUUAAAAAAAUGUUAAAGGUGUUGUAUGGAAACCAAUUUGACAAUAAAUUGUAUUUUAAAAAUAAUAAUAAUAAAAAUAAAUUAAAAAAAUAAAUAAAUGUUAAAGGGACCUUACAUAGGGCAUCUCAAAGGCUGCAGUUCUAGUUCUAGGCUCUAAAGCCUUUUCAGUAGGUUGUUUAACCAGAUGUCAGAAUCUCAGAGACAUUGAUGUUUUGACAAUAUAUUUGUUCUUUAAAAUUUUUUUCUAGAUUCUACCCAUCUCCAUUUCCAUCAUUCUUCCAUUGCUUUUCCCCAGUCUGACUCCCACCUUACUUUAUGUUGUCAGAAUUCCCCAGUUUGGUUAUUAAAGAUAACUUACUAUUCACGUUCAUGGAAGUUUGGUAUCUCUGGGGUGUUUGGUGAGGUUCAGUGUUGAAAUCUGUAUAAUCUUUGAGCAAAAGGGAACUGAUGUUGACUUGACAGGCAUUUUGCUGCUGCUACUGUCUCUGGUCAAGUGUGCCCACAACCCACGGAGAGGUCUGGAUAGCCAACUGAGAAACAAUAAGCCAUGUUUCAGGUUCUACCAUCAACUUCUAAUCCAUUGAUUGAAAAUGUGCAUUUUGUUUGCCAUCUGUGCCCUGUGUCUGGUGGAGCCCAAAUCUGUGGUUUACACUGAUGCACACAACUCUUUUUGUUCCUCGUCUUCAUUGUAGCUGUCCAUUUUUCUCCUCAAAUCAGAACACAAUCUCACAGAGUUUGUUUUUAGACCACAGAGAGGCUACACUGAACUCAACCCGAAGGGAAGAAUUAUAAUGAAAGAUUUUGCAAAAAAUAUAUGUAUAUAUGACCUGUAAGAAUAACUUAUGAGAAUUUUUUAAACCUGAUUCAGUUUAAUGUCAAAAUAGUAAGAGUUCAGACUGAAUCAACAAAAUUAUAUCCAGAUUCUACCACUUAGUCUCAAAGUUUUUAGAGUAUAUGAGUUUUUAUCCCAUGACUGUUGACUAUACUACAUUUCUUUACAAAAGGAUACUCACAGUAACGUGAAAAUAUUUUUAUCCAUCUUUAACUAGACUCUCAACCCUAGUUAUCUAGAUUCUUUGCCUUGCAUGAUAGAAUCAUCUAUCAUCUAUCUUUUUAAUGUCUUAAAAAGAUAAUGCUGACUCCAUCCCAGAAUCUCUAAGGUAGUGCCCAGGUGUUUGGUACUUUUAAAAAGCUCCCCAGGAAAUUUUAACAUGGAGCAAGGUUAAUCUUGUUUGGGUGUUCCUUGCUCUUUCUUAAAAACUGUUUCUUAAAGAAAAACUUCUCUAUAUUGUAUUGUACAGAGAAUAUACUUAAAUUAGAGAUUGCAUGUUAAAAGAUAUAAUGGAUUAUACUUAUAUUUAUAGAAGCAGUUGUUUAACUAGAAUGUUCUCAAUGACUUUCUUUUUAAACUUGAUUCAGUUUGAUGCCAAACUAGCAAGAGUUCAAACUAAAUCAAAAUCCUAUGCAGAUUCUACUGUUUUGCCACAGAGUAUCUACAGAAGGGUAUGUGACAUUUUUUUCCAUAGUCAUUGUGUAAGAAAAUAAAUGUUCUCAGUGUGUUUCUAUAAAAGCUAUCUAGUAUUUACUAACAAUAUACUUAAGUUUUUCUUAAAAUAUAUCACACAACCAGAAAGAUACUAGGUUUUGAAUAAUACUUAAAAGUCACUUUCAAUUUAAAAUAGUAAAUCUUAGGGGUGCCCAGGUGGCUCAGUCAGUUAAGUGUCCAACUUCAGCUCAGGUCAUGAUCUCGUGGUUCACGAGUUUGAGCCUCUCUCUCCUCCUCUCUCCCUCUCUCUCAAAAAUAAAUAAAACUUUAAAAAAUUUAAAGACAUAGUAAAGCUUAGCAUUAAAUUAAAACGUUAGAGAAGUCGUCUGAUCUUUGGUCAUGUAAGGAAUUCCAUGAUCUGUUCUGAACUAAGGCUGACCUACUAUUCUGAAGUUAUUUAGGCACUUAGGUAAUAUAUUUUUUUUAUUGUUCAACUCCUACUUUAUGAUUCAGAACUUCAAGCUAUAUACAAAAAAGAGAAUAAACUAAAACAAAUGGUGCUGAAACGUGUUUUAAUAUCCUUAUUCCAGUUGUACCCCAUAAGCCUCAUAAAAAUAAAAUCAUAAACCUUUCAAAACAAGCUUUUUUAAUCUACUUAAACCAGAAAUGUAGUUUUUGUUGUUUUGUUGCUUCUUGUAUUUAAUCUUACUAUUUCUGAAUUGCAAUAACAAAUUUUUUGCUGCUUUAUUUAGAAGCUUCAACAUCUUCAAGAAGAAAAAAACAAGGAGAUUGCAGUUCUUCGUAAUACCAUUCGCAAUUUAGAGCAACGUCUCUCUGUUGACAAAGAUUCUCAACUUAAACCUUUUGACAAAGGUUCUUGCCCUAAGCGUAGACGGUUUUGAGUAUGACAGUAAAUUCAUUAGUUGCUACUUCAUUUCUUUAAAAGCAGUUGAAAAUGCCACUUCUGUCAUUAAUAUAACAUAUUACCUAAAUAAUAACAAUGAAAAAAAGAUCGCUUUAAACAUUUUAAAUUGAGUUUAUUUAAACAAAUCCACAUUUGGCCAACUGUGUGUACCACAUUCUUGCUUAAUAGUAUUAACCAUAGAGGAGUUCAGGUUUAUAGCACGUAGUUUACCUAUUGAACCAUCAUUGACUAUGGAAAUACUUUCUAAGCAAUCAAGAGA